Molecule: messenger RNA, 5021 nt
Organism: Belonocnema kinseyi
Lineage: Eukaryota; Metazoa; Arthropoda; Insecta; Hymenoptera; Cynipidae
Gene: M7BP
Exons: 17
Coding region: 246-4352 (1368 amino acids)
Source: RefSeq, a predicted model, not a curated record
AGUCGUUCAACGAUCGCGCCACAGGCAACAGGUGUUUCUUUUACUUGCAACAAAUUUACAAAAGUCACCUUUUCCUAAACCAAAAACACAUCAACCAAAUUUUAAAAGACACUAUAAAUUAUAAAGUGUGUUAAGUCACGUUUUAUCAACCAAACACUUGAAAUGCAGAGUUCAAUAUUAUUUAAUGUUUAUUUAUUGAUAAAUUAAAUUGUGCAGUGAUCAGUGAAUUUAGAAAAAAGUUUAUAAUGGUCAAAAUGUAUGUAACACCAUGCAUGGGCAUAGUCGCUGCUGGUUUCGCUUCCUGUAUUUGUUUUCUACUGAUAAACAGCCUCAGGAAAGGACGAGCUACAGAAUCGAAUAAAAAACGAAAAAAAAGUUCUUUAUUGGAUGACAGUCGGUGCGCCUGUUGCCUGAGACCUCUCUUGAUUGAUCACAGUGUGGAUUGCAUUGAUUGCGGGACAAAAUCUUGUCGAAAAAGCUGUUCAAGUUGGAAUCAGGAGGAGGAGACUUGGUACUGUCUUUUCUGUCGUCAGCGAAGAACGUGGUUGAUAAAAAACAAGAGUUGGAUCGAAACAAUUUGCGGAGUUUCUGGAAUUCUUGAGUCAUCGACAACGUUCAAUACGGCAAGAUCUCAAAGUUCAAAAACAGAAGUUGAGCAUGCGGCGAUUAGUCACAACUUGGAUUUGGCUGCGGGUGGCGAACAGGAGGGAAAUUCGGUGGAAACUGUUCGAGAUAUAGUGGAAAAAAUAGUAGAGGGUCUAGUUGGAAAUGUGGACAAUUCUCCUGUUGAUCGAAUUUACAAUCAUCCUGCAUAUGAUCAGCUUAUGGAAAAAUAUUCUAUUCUAUUGAUGGGAGCCUUGUCGAGACUCGUGGUUUCUUUAGAGAUUGUUACUCAAAACAAAACUACAGCGAGUACUACAGAUAUGGCUCACACGGCACUCAAGGAGCUCGUCGAACGAGCCGUGGAGGAAGCCAGGAAAUUGCCAGGAUUGAGAAGUUCCGAAACCGGAAAAGAAAAGGAACUGAGUAUGACAGAUAGAAGUUAUGAAGAUCUUCUCGCAACUGCCAUACUUAACAAGGUGAUCGAAAAGUUUCAGAAUGAAUACGUAGACGGAAACAGCAACGUCCUUCGCGGAAAGUCCUCGGCCAGACGUACCAAUAUCGAUCCUGGUAGUGCAAACACAAUAGGUGAAUUAAAUUACUUUCUUUCCUCGAUUGGAGGCGAAAUCGAAGCUGGCCUCGAGAAAGGACAAGAAUAUGGUAGCAGUUUGGAUCCACUUUCUCAGGACGAAUACAGUAGUGACUGCAGUGCCGCUCAAGCCAAACAUCUCAAUAAUUCGCAACCACUCUCUCUAACGAUUGAAGAAAGAAUAGAAGAAGCGACAACGACCUAUACAUCGGAUGAUGACAUCAAUCACGAAAACCAAAAUGGUCUCGAUUUUCGAAACAGUCGACGAGUUCCAUUUCCAGAAUUUGGGAUCGACAUCCUCGAUCCAUCUCAAGAUUCAUCAGAUGAAAGUCUGGAAGAUUCAGUUCAGGAUCUCGUCACUCCUGUCGAAUCCUGGGAGGAAAAUUGGCUUUUCCAAAAAAGAAAAAUUCAUGCCAGGUCAGAACCUGUUUCCAUGUUGGUUCCAAACGCAAGUUCAGAAUUCCGAGCUUUAAUUGGUGAUCGAGAUGCCGAAGAUAUUUCGGACCUUUCCGAAUGUUCUGCUCAAUCUGACGAGGAAAUUGAACAGGAAAUUAGAGUCGCAAUAAGCAAUGUCGUUCCUAGAACUUCAGAGUCUGAAAAAGAACCUUUAGAUUUAGAAGCAGUUCAGUUGGAAAGUUCAGAUAAUGCAAAAGAUCAUGAAGUUCUGGACAAUUAUAAAAAGUCUAAUGCCAUUUUGGAAAAUGGAAAGCAGGACAUAAACGAAAAGCAGAAAAUGGGCACUUUAAAUAUUAACGAAAGAAAGGGGUCUUUGGAAUUAUUAAAGACUUCUAACAAGGAAGGUCAUAUUAAAAGGAUAGAUGAGUGUGAAGAAAUAUCAAGAACAAUGUCCUCUCAAAAAGAAAAAUAUCAAACUAAAAAUAAAACUAAUUAUCAAACUGAGAAAAAAGACAAAAUUCCGUCCAGAAUUGAAGCUGUUUUAGUUUCUAAUCAUUCUAGAAUAGAUGAAUCUAUCCAAAAAUGUUCACCAGAAAAUUCCGAAGAAUCAAAAAAUGUAGAAUCAAUUGAUGAAAGUCUGAACAUAAAUUCAAGAAGAUGCCCGAUAACUACUGAAAAUAAUUUCGAAGAAGAAAACAAAAAAAUAAAUCAAUCACUCGGUGAAUCUGAAGACAAGGAUUGUAAAGAAAACAUUCUCGAAGGAAACGUCAGCAAAUCAAAAUUGCUGAUGACGAAUGGACAUCAUAAAGUCGAUGGUGAAGAUGGAAUUCAGCAAGAAAGUGAAUAUACUGAACAUUAUGAUACUGCAACUCAAAAACACAUGGAUAGUUUAACAAUCACUUAUGGCCCAAUGGGGAUUGAUGAAACAGAUGACGUAACUGAUGAACCACCUCCAAUUCCAAAAAUUCCACCUCCUUCCAUAGAAAAUCUCAGGAAGUGUCGCGAGGCUGCGGAGUUCGUUGAAGGUGAGAGGACUUCUCAUAAAACAUACCUAAAAGACAAAAAGGUCGACGGGGAAGCUGAAUUGGCCACUCCACCUCGGCCAGGAACUAUCGCUGAACGCGAGCACAAAAAGUGGGAAAAUGCGACACCAAUCCAAAACAAUCCCUACAGUCAAGAAAAUAUUCAAAAGAGGCUUCUGGAGAGGCAAUAUUCCAGAAGAUCAGAAAUUUCAGGGAACAAUGCUGAAGUUCCCAAAAUGACAGAAAGGCCUCUUCAAAUUUUAUUGGGAGCGAAGAAACUCGACGUAAAGAGGUUUGGGAGAGAUUACUACAUCAACGAUGCUAUGAUACCAAGUGGAGACACACAGACAAAAUCGGGAGGAAAUAGAAGCAGGCCAAGUAGCGCAUUGUCUCAACAUUCAAAUUCUGGAAGCGAUUUUGAACCUCAGCAAAACGAAAAAAAAGUCUCCAGAUGGCAACAGAAUAACGGAUUUAACGAAGAGAGCGAUUUCCAAUCUGUGGAUUCUAGAAACCUGAAAUCAGAAAAAUCUCUUGAAUCGAAACCAACAAACGAAGUCACUCACUGUUUCAACAGCGAAGUGAUAGUUCCUUCAGUCAAUUGGGAGAAUUCUGAGGUUGAAAAUUUAUUAGAAAAAGAAAGGAAGAACAACAAAAAUGAAAUAAAUGCGAGAUUGAAUAACCAGGAAAUUCUGAGCACAAAUUCUCAACCAAUUUCUGACGAGAAGAUCAAAAAAAUUCGUCGUCUCGAUUUAAGAGCUUAUGGAUUUGCAAAUGAUUUUAGAAAUCAAAAUUUCGAAAGCCCGAAGCCAUCGCAACAGAGGGUGGUAAAUAAAUUGGAUUUGAAAUCUUUUGGAUACGAAAGUGGACUUCGAAGAACUCAAUCAAUUCAACUAGACAUCAGAAAUCACAACGAAGAUAAGAAACCAAAGAUUAUCAAAGCUAAAAGCAAAUUUAGUUUGAAUGAGAGAAGGGAAAUUAAAAAUGAGAAGGAUGAUAAUUACGAUUUAACAAAAAGCACAGAAGAAUUAAACCGCGAGGCUUUCCAAUCUGGGGAUUAUUUUGCAAUUCGAGGGAUGUUUUCUGCCAAAUCAGUUCCGAAUAUUGCUGACAGUCAGCAUUAUGAAAGCAGCAUCAAUGUAAAUAUGAUGAAAUGUAAAUACGAAGGAAGGUGUAAAUAUUCUCCUCAAAAUGAUGAGACUGAAGCAGAAAGAAGAAAUGGAAUUGAAAUUAGGAAUCAAAGUAAAGGAGAAAUUAAAGGGAAAAUUUUGGUAAAUUCGGCGGAAAAUAUUUCGCUUCAAAGUGAAACUGAAAGGUCUUCUGAAGAAGGAAGCUCUGGUAAUUUUUUAGAGAAAGAACUGCCUCUGCCUUCUGUGAGAAGAUUGGCUCAAGCCUUCAGCAAAUCGACUGAAAAAUUAAAUCCUCCAAAGGUUUCCAAAAUACCAAACAAAACGCAGAAAAAAAGACCAACAACUCCCGAAAUUCACCUCGUCGAAACUCCAAGGCAAAUGCACAGUUUGACCGCAAGAUCAAUUUCAAAAGAAUUCCGUGACGGUCUUCGACAAAUUCCACACAAAAUGAGUUCACCUUCAGCUAAUCAGGGCACAAUCGAACAAAAAAUUUGCCAAAAUCGAAAAAGCAUUAUCGAGAAUGAGAAAACGAGUUCAUUCGGCGAUAUCAGUACUAUCUCUUCCGGCAAUUUAAAAAACAAUAUUCAAUUCUGGGAGCAGCUCCAGAGGCGAAACUAAAAACCGUUUUUAAAUUUUUAUAUAAAAGUGUAGAUAAUAUAUAUCAAGAAUCAAGGUUUUUAUAGUACUUUAAAAAUAUUUUUCUAUCCUAUUCCUACAUAUGUAAUUAUUGUAAAAUUCUAGUUUUAUGCCAUUUCGAGAGGUAUAAUGUAGUCUGUUUUUCUAUAAAGUUGAGUUCUUAUUUAAGUUAAUAACUUUGUCUUUUUAUCUAAAGUCUAAACUUUUCUUCUUCAUUUAUUACUGAAUCUGGUCUAGGAAAACUGAACGGAGUUCCGUUCAGAGUGAAAAUAUCUGCCAUAUACGUCUGUAAUAAAGAGAUAAGAUUGUAUAUCGAGUACCUUAUAAACUUAUUUGUACAUUUAGAUUUUUUACGUUUCUCUGUUAUUGUUUCCUUCACUGAAUCAAAGUUGUGUAAAGUCAUUUACACACCAUCUUUGCAUAAUAUUUCCUACAAUAGAUUCCGGUUUCCAUUCUUGUGGCUAGCAAGAUUGUGCAACACUGCGGCAAAUGAAAAUAGAACUGCUUAUUUAUCACCAAUUUUUGUUAAAAGGUGGAUGGAGACACUUCAUUUAAUUCCUUAUAGAGUUUAUGGAAAUAAGUUAUUCGUUCGUGCCAAAGGAGACAAGCGAAAAUGUCAUUAUCCAAAGAGUGUGAAUAAAUAAAAUAAUA